UGCGAUAGCAGCUACACCCUCUAAACCUGUGACAUCAACUAUGAACACCUGGCCAUGUAUCUUUGAUUGCGGCACGUGACUGACAGAACUCAGGUCUUCUAUUUUUAAAUCUGGGCUUAUUUGCAUAAAUGUUCUCUUGCCGCGCAACCUUGGGUAGGCUUGUCCGAAGAUCGCCACCAGCUUCAUUCGGCAAUGCAGCCACUCAAUACCGAAUUCCGAAACCCCAAACAUCCGGCGCCGAACGCCUCCAGGUACACACACAUGCAUACAUACGUAUCUUAAUACUACGUCACCUCGAUGUCGCGUGACCAAUGAAUCAAGAAUCCGCGACACAUAAAGCGAAUUCCAUCACAUUCCACCUGCAGACUCAAUCUAGAAAGUCGUUGAUUGAUUGUGUGAUCGACCCGUCUGUUUGAACCGAACCUACCGUCGUCAUGGCCCCGAGACACGAAUUCCUGUUCAUAGCGUACGACUUUCCGGGUGUCGCAGAAUCCAAGUUCAAGCUUGUAGAAGCCCAUGAAAAUAUGAUCAAGGAAGAAAAGGCAAACAACUCGAGUGUGGAAUGGUUGGCCGGCGGCCCGUUCUUCAAAGAACACGGCGCCGUCCCGCCGGACAUGAUCGGUAGCUGGGGGAUCUUGUAUGCACCGACAAAACAAGAUGCUGUUGAGAGAUUGAAGAAGGAUCCUUUUACCACGGAGAAGAUUUGGGAUUGGGAAAAAGUCACGAUUGUUGAUUCUAUUAGCGGGAUGAGGUUGCCGUUGCCGAAUCCUGGGACAGAGGGGGCGGGGAGGUUUUAGAUCACGCUGUGCAUUUUCCAG
Messenger RNA from Periconia digitata, 818 nucleotides. Lineage: Eukaryota; Fungi; Ascomycota; Dothideomycetes; Pleosporales; Periconiaceae. The record is from the annotation of a GenBank genome assembly.